AAGUUCAGUGAUGAAAUUAAGAUUAAUUGAGAACCAUACGCACUUGAUUGAAGCAAUUGCUGGAAAAGUGUGUUGUUGGGGUUUUUAUUUUUAUUUCUUGUAAGCGGCUCUUGGCUUGGUUGAGUGCAUGAACCCUUCAAAUUGGAACCGGGUGAAAAAUAAUGAAAACAUCGUUACCGUUGGGCGCAUAAAAACGCAACACGCGAAAAAUAUAACGCUAAAUUCAAUGGAAAAAGCAAUUCCGAAAAAUAAACAACAAACGUGUGGCGAAAGUGUGCGCAGCGUAAAGUGCAAAGCAAAGCGUUAGAGACGGGCGUGGACUAAUUAGAGAAUAGUAAACGCAAGAAAAAAUACCCUACACAGGUGCAUUCUUUACUGUAUGGCAGAGUAUAAGAAGGUCUUAAUCAUGAUUUUGGACCGUCAACUUGGAUGUCCACUAUAUGAUAUAAAGGUCUGAUCUGACCGAUUUUUUGUCUGAGGCAAUAAUCUUUCCCAAAUCUUACAGAGAUAUUUUUUCAAAUAAAUAAUAAAAAAAAAAAAUUUGUCAACAGAAGAACUUGUUUUUGAUCUGCCAGUUUCUAUGAUAGCUAUUUGUUAUAGUAGUCCAAAAAUGCUUCUUCAGUAGAAAUGAACGUGUGCCAAAUUUCACUUUGAUAUCUCAAAGACUGAGGAACAAGUACGCUUCUAUGCAGACAUACACACAGAUAUACAGAAAGCCAAACAUUGUUCCGUAUCUACUUAAUUUUUAUUUUUUUUUCUGUUUUUUUCUUAAUUUGCUGUUAGUGCUGCCAUUAAGACCAUAUCAACACAACAUAAAAGCCGCUAGAGCACAAAGCCGUUCAAGACACUUUAAUUUCACAUAUUUACACGCAUUUAUACAUACAUACACAUACUCACGGCAUUUAUGUAGCGAUUUAGUUCAACAGCAACACUUCCGUUGCUUCCAAUUUCGAGAUUUAAUAACAACAACAGCAGCAAAAACACUUGAGUUGUGGCUUCCAGUAAACACCUGGCUUGUUGCGGCGAUAAACCACCCAUACACACAUACAAACAUGCAUACAUAUGUACCCAUUAGAGGACAAAAACAAGUUCAUUUAUAAACACUUAUAAUAUAUACAACAACAACAAAAACAUAUAUUUAUUUAUGUCGUGCUCCACACUCAAGUCGCCCUGCUUUUGCACGCGCAGCGUCGCUUUGCUUUGCCUUUGAGUGAUAGCUUUCAACAAGUCGCAAAUAUCUGCUCUUAUAAUCAACCACACACGGGCAGUGCGUUCUCGUGCGAUUAGCAUCUCUAAGCUGCGGAGCGCCGCAUUUUUCCUACAUUCGUCCUUGAGGCGGACCGCUCUCAAAUUCAAGCCACAACACAAAACUGUUUUGUGUUUCUCUUUUUCAACUCAUUUAAUUGUGCGAGUUGUCGUGUAAUCGCAUUUGCUUCAAAUUUGCUCAUCGCCGGCGAUAUUGUGUAUAAAAGCUUGGAACAAAGAGGUGAAAAAAUGAAUAACUUGACAAAAACCGAAUUAUUACCAAAGAGCGGACAUGUCAACGAAGUUUGCAAGGAAUGGCUGGUACGUGAAGACAGCGCACUGGCCUAUAAAUUGCAGUCUCAAGAGAUAAAUGACUUCUACAAAGGCAAUCGGCAGCGCAAUGCUGUGGUACGUGAAGACUUUCCGACAGCGCUGAAUGAGCAAAUCAAAGAGAAGGAAGAGGCGGAAAAGCAAGUGGAAAUGUAUCGGCGACGUUUGCUCGAGCAGGAAGCAUAUGACAAGCGUGUUGCGAAGGAGAUCGCCGACAAGCUGGAACGUGACUUGCAGGAGCAACGACAGCGUGAGUUGUUAGAGAGCGAAGAGAUGGCGCAGCAGAUGCAGGAGCUGUACGUGAAUUUGCCGCCGCCCACGCGUGGCAAGGCGCAACUGCCACCGCCACGUCCAGCUAAAGCAAGUAUCUUGCAACAGAAUCCAAAUGAACCCUCAACAUCGAAUGGUAGAUAUUUUGGUGGYAGUAGUAGUAGUAGCCAGCACACAUCAAGUCAUCAACAAUUGUCACAAUCACCACAAACACCACAACAGUCAGCAUUUCAACCAUAUUACAAGCCGCAGCAACAACAACAACACGAAUUGCAACAAUCAUCGCCUGAAUCAUAUUUGUUGCAACAGAAUCAUUUCUCACAAACCGACUGCUAUGUUGGCAUAAGCAUACAAAAGUCACCCUCGCUAACAGCAGCGGCAGCCUCCACCAGCGCCGCAGAUGCACCAUCACCACCAACAUCAUCAACACGCAAAACCGCAAAGUCACAAGCGAGCGGCAGCAGCCACUUAUUGCAACAACAUCAACAUUCAUUGUCAUCCAUUUCGACGGGUUCGACAGCCUCGGGAGGAGCAGCAGCAUCGGCAGCAAUAAUGGCAUCGCCAAGCGCUUCGGUACAGUCAUCCACAUUUGCACAUCAACACCCACACCAGCACAAUCACCAACACUUGCAUGCACCAGCCGCACAACAACAGCAACAAAAACGCAUUGCGCUCGAUAUGCACCACCCAACACAUACACCCUAUACUAAUCACUCACCAACACACACAACAACAACAACAACACCAACUGGUGUGCACCAACAACCGCUACACCAACAUCAGCACCCAGUUGAAGAGUUGGUGGAUUACUCGGAUGUUGUAGACAGCAUACGCCAACUAAACGGUGAGGCUGUUGGCCAUACACCCGAAUCAUCACCAAUACACAACACUUUCAGUAAUAAUCACCCCAAUCCAUCAACUGGUGCUUUGAGCAAUCGCCUGCAUUCGGUUUCCAAUGAGAAUUUGCUUAGAAAUGAACAUAAAUUUCAGAAACUCUCACCGGAGAAAUACGAUCAGCUGGUGGGUAAUGAUGGCAGUGGGCGUGGCAUGCCAAAUGCCGUGGCCGCUGAGCGGCACAUGCAAGCGCACGCCGACGACAUCGAACUGUAUGUGGAUCCGUGUGAUUAUGCGAGUCUGAAGGAGAUCGGCCUGCCCAUGGAGGAGAUCAAGGAGAUGAGCAAGAAGCUGAAGCAGGAGCAGAAGGAUGAGCUGCUGGCGCGUCGUUUGCAGCAAAUGGAGGCGCAUGAUGGACUCACACAGGAAGAGCGCGAUCGACUGAUGGCGAUCGAGGCGCAAGACAAAGAACUAGCGAAAAUGCUGCAAGAUCGCGAGCGCGCCAAGGCGAAACGCGCCAAAGAAAAAGCGCGCCUGCGUAAACACCAACAGAAAGAUGGCAACACAACACUCUGCUCCUCCAAUGGCAGCUCAUCAAACGGGCUACAUUGCGGCCCACUAUUACCGCUGCCACAGGAUUGCCUCUCAUUUGGCAAACACUCGUCACAUGCCGCACACUCGCCAACUGCGGCCGCUGCCAACAACUUCUCCUACGCGCCACAACCGGCAGCGCGCAAUGGCUUGCACGUGCAGGCGGAGGAGCAGGAGGAGGCGGACAUCAUCGAUGUGGAGGCCUACUCGAAUCCCAUCGAUGUACUGCACAAUCAACAGCAACGCCAACAACAAAAUGGCACACUCACCAAUGGCAGUCUGUCGCGUGAGGGUGGGCGUCGCAGCAACGGCAGUCAACACAAUGGCAUCGGUGCGCAUCCGAACAGCAUGUUGCUCAAUCGCGGCGAAGAUGACAUCUACACAUUGCCGGUAGACAGCUGUCGCCCGGGGCAACGUCCAACGUCGCUGAACAUUAGCGCAACCAGUGAUGCGCAUCUGUUGCAACACAACUCAAUGACUAGAUCUGAAAACUAUUCCAUCGAUUCACAUGAUUCACUAAACAGACAUGAGCUAGCUCCACGCAUGAACUACUCGCAGUCGAGUACUUUUGGUAUAUAUAUAAAAGCUCAAGCCCCACACCGCCUUAUAUGCCGAUUCAGGGUACGCGACGCUCAAACUCAGGCGACGAGCGGAAAAAGAAAUCGAAGGAUAAGUGUACGCAUCAGUGAAGCGGCCACAAAUUAGUCGAAUUGCUCAUUUAUAUUAUAAAUACAUAUAUACAUUACACACAUGGAUAUGCAUAGUAACAUAUACAUAUGAACACACACAUACAUAUAUAUGCUAAGUAAAUAUACACACAUAUCCUCGUUAUAAACCUAUGUCCGUUUGUACGACGUUGAAACUGCAUACAUACAUAUAUGCACCUAAACAUAUUUAUUAAUAUACAGUAUGCGUGUAUACACAUACAUACAUAUUAUUAUAGAAUUUAUUCACCAAACUCAUUAAAUAAAAUCUUUCUAAUCCAUAUCAAUUUUUCCAUUCACUUCUAUACACACAUACAUAUGUACUUAUUUGUUAAAGCAAGUAUUGCAUGACAUAUUAUUAAGGGCAAGAGUUAACAGUUAAACCAAUUUGUGUAAAGUGGCAAACAAUAAAAAGUAUGUAUUUGGUGCGCUUAAGCAUUUAUUAUAAAAAUAUCUCACACAUACUUACAAAAAAGUAUAUAUAGUUAUAUAAUUAAAGCUACCCACAAGCUACAGCCAACACAUACAUAUAUUAUAGUAUAUUAUUCAAACAUAAAUUUAGUAGAUACAUAUCUAUGUUCAGCUAUUGUGGAAUGUUUUAUCGUUUACUCUGAAAAUCUAUUUGCCAACUUGAAUUAAAAAUGAAUUUAAAAAA
This is a messenger RNA of Bactrocera latifrons, 4629 nucleotides long. RefSeq lists its product as uncharacterized. The record is from RefSeq and is a predicted model, not a curated record. Lineage: Eukaryota; Metazoa; Arthropoda; Insecta; Diptera; Tephritidae. Bases 1495 to 3975 code for a protein of 826 amino acids. The transcript is spliced from 11 exons.